AUGAUGUCAUCAGAUUUGAAAAUUGAUUAUACAAGUAAGUGGUAUUACAUUAACAACAUGUAUUUUAUCCUACAAAAUGAUAAAAUUUAUAGAUCAUCUUCAAUACAACAAGGUCAAUUUGAACAAAUUUUUCAAGCUGAUGGACACAUUGAAGCUUUAUGUUAUGGAUCAAAUGUUUAUGUUCUCGUUUCAGGUGAAAUGGUCUAUUCAUAUCCUGUAAGUUAUAACAGACAUAUUUAUUUAUCACAGGAUUUAUCAAAUUGGGAAUCGGUUUAUUCAUUCACUCCAAAACUUACUCAAAAUUAUAGAUUUACUAAUUUAUUUUAUAUUGAUGGGUAUUUCAUUGCUUUAGGAUGUGGUGAUUUAGUAAAUAUCAGUAGUGAUGGAAGAAACUGGUCUGAAAUCACAAAAUUUCAAGAUGUUAGAAAAGCAAUUUUCAAAAAUAAUACGUUAAUAUUGAUAACAAGACCAGUUUUAAAUACUCACCCAAAUUCAAUAUUAUAUAAUAAAUUCAAUAUUCAUAAUGGAUUAAAUACAAUUCUUGAGAUGAUUUACCCCAUUGGUUCUAUUUAUACGUCAAUGAAUUCAACAAAUCCUUCAGAAGUUUUAGGUUUUGGUAUGUGGGAACAGAUUGUAGAUAAAUUCUUAUACUGUGCUAACUCUUCAAAGCAAACAGGAGGUUCGAAGAAAAUUACUGAAGCAAACCUUCCACCGCACACUCAUACAGGAACUACAAACUUUUCUGGCGACCAUAGUCACUCAUUAAGAGACCAUCCAUUAUACAACUCAGAAUAUUAUGCUGGCAAUGACGUUUUAUCUCCAGAUUAUAACCAUUCGGCAAAAAAGACUUUUCGACCAACUGAACCGGGAGGAAAUCAUUCACAUACUUUCACAACAAAUCCAACAGGCUUGGGUAAAGAUUAUAUGCCUCCAUUUAUGACUAUAUUCGCAUGGUAUAGAGUUUAUUGA
This is a messenger RNA of Trichomonas vaginalis G3, 969 nucleotides long. RefSeq names its product keratin-associated protein family. The record is from RefSeq and is a predicted model, not a curated record. The coding region runs from base 1 to 969 and encodes 322 amino acids. The transcript has a single exon. Lineage: Eukaryota; Parabasalia; Trichomonadida; Trichomonadidae.